AUGACAAGCGAAGAUCACAAUUCUAUCUCCUUUAUCCUGGGGCUCAAUCAGUUCCAGGAGGGUGCUCCGCCGGAAAACGUGGAGGCGACGUCGGGCGACACCAACCACCUCCUCGCGGGGCUCAAUACACUGCCGUCGGCGAGCCCAGAACAUGCAGACGAGGCCGUGACGAACUUUGCAAAUCAGCUGUCGCUGUGGACCAACGCGAGUUUCUCGUUCGACGGACCGAUGGGCCAUGCCUUGAUCGGUGACGAGGAAAAGGAGCCGUCCAAGGCCGAGGGCGCGCGCCGCGAGGACGAGGAAGAUAAGAUGCAGCGCUAUUUUGCCGCGUCAAGUGCGCACUCGAACGCGGCGCGGGAUAAGAACCGCGAGCUGGACCGCGAAACGCGCACCGCCUCGGGACCGUCUUAUCAGGGUCCGCUGAACGAUACGCCGGCAGCAGGCUUUGCGGGCAGUUUCCACGAGGCCAUGGGCACGCCGCGCGCAGAGCCACAGCGCGCCGCGACCUUCCCGGCAUCUCAGCCGGGCAUUUCGCCCCAGGACGCGGCGGCUUGGCGUGUGCAAAACGCCGAGCCGGGCGCGCCUGCCGCCGCAGCCGCCCCGGGCGCACCGGGCCAGAACUGGGACCUGACGUCGACGCUCGCGCUGCAGUACCUCUUGUCCAAGAACCCCAACGUGCUGCAAAACUUGCCGCACCUCAACGGUGCGGCCCAGGCCCCACAGCGCCAAUGGCAGCCGCCGGCGAGUCCGAGCGGUGCCAGCGGUGUCCCGAACGGCUUUGCCGCGCCGCACACACCGGUGGACCCGUUCCAGGUGCUCAACGCACCGCCGCAGAACCGCCCGUCGGGCAGCGCACCAAGCUCCUCGGCGCGCAGCGCCAGCAGCCUCGGCGAGCGUGCGCCAGCGUCCGAGUUCACGUUUGCCGCGCCGGGCGAUGCGAGCAAGGUGCCAUCGGCCAAGAAGCGCAGCUCGUCGUCGGCGCUCAGCCGCAGCAACUCGACGCACCUCGAGCCGGCCCCCGAGCAGGACGACGACCAGUCGGGCUCGCAGAGCGACUCGGCGAAGCCCGAGUCGUCGCGCAACCGCAACGGCCCGAACGUGUCUGACCGCGUCAAGCUCGUCGACACCGGCAACCCCGAGGCGGAUGCCGAGACGAACCGCCAGGCGAUCGAGGAGGACAAGCGCCGGCGGAAUACGGCGGCCAGUGCGCGCUUCCGUGUAAAGAAGAAGCAACGCGAAGCGGCGCUCGAGAUGUCGGCCCGGGAGCUGGAAUCCCAGGUGAACGAGCUGAAGCAGGACAACGAGCGCCUGCGUACCGAAAACGAGUGGCUCAAGCGGCUCAUUACGGCCCGCCCAGAGGGGCUCUCGUCGCUCUUGGGCGCGAGCGUGCAGCCGCAGCCCUACCCGGUGUCUUCGGGACAAGGUUUGGAGGGGAUCGCAGCGCAGCCCCCAGCGUUCUUUGCCAAGGGCUCGCAUGAUGCGCCGCAGGAGUAG
Messenger RNA from Malassezia japonica, 1494 nucleotides. RefSeq lists its product as uncharacterized. The transcript has a single exon. Gene Ontology annotation, molecular function: DNA-binding transcription activator activity, RNA polymerase II-specific; RNA polymerase II transcription regulatory region sequence-specific DNA binding. Gene Ontology annotation, cellular component: nucleus. Gene Ontology annotation, biological process: regulation of transcription by RNA polymerase II. The record is from RefSeq and is a predicted model, not a curated record. NCBI's taxonomy places the organism in Eukaryota, Fungi, Basidiomycota, Malasseziomycetes, Malasseziales, Malasseziaceae. The coding region runs from base 1 to 1494 and encodes 497 amino acids.